This is a messenger RNA of Abrus precatorius (Indian licorice), 2856 nucleotides long. RefSeq names its product pentatricopeptide repeat-containing protein At1g19720. Gene Ontology annotation, biological process: RNA modification. The transcript has a single exon. The record is from RefSeq and is a predicted model, not a curated record. Bases 44 to 2728 code for a protein of 894 amino acids. Gene Ontology annotation, molecular function: zinc ion binding; protein binding; RNA binding. NCBI's taxonomy places the organism in Eukaryota, Viridiplantae, Streptophyta, Magnoliopsida, Fabales, Fabaceae.
AGGCCACUUCAAAACCUUGGAAAAAAAAGAAAGAAAGAACACAAUGGAGAAGAACCUUGUUAUUCUACCCUGUAAAUCAAGGCUUCCUCUAGUAGUCCCUUCUUACAAUGCCACUCAAAUUGAGUGGCAUGGCUCAACAAGGGUCCAUGCAAAUUCCAGAAACAUCUCUAUGACCAAAAGGUUACACCCAAAAUUGAUGGAUACCCACUUGAACCAGUUAUGUGUUAAUGGUCCCUUGAGUGAAGCUGUGGCAAUUCUUGACACUUUGGCUCAACAAGGGUCCAAGGUGAGACCCAUUACAUACAUGAACCUGCUACAAGCUUGCAUUGACAGAGAGUUAAUUUGGGUGGGUAGGGAAUUGCAUGCUAGGAUUGAAUUGGUGGGAAAGGUGAACCCUUUUGUGGAGACCAAGUUGGUCAGCAUGUACGCAAAAUGUGGACAUUUGAAGGAGGCACGCAAAGUGUUUGAUGAAAUGCGUGAGAGGAAUUUGUUCACGUGGUCUGCUAUGAUUGGUGCUUGCUCUAGAGAGCAGAAGUGGGAGGAAGUUGUGGACCUCUUUUAUGAUAUGAUGCAACAUGGGGUUUUACCUGAUGAGUUUUUGCUUCCAAAGAUUGUGAAAGCCUGUGGAAAGUGCAGGGAUUUUGAAACUGGGAGGGUGAUCCAUUCGUUUGUAAUUCGAACUGGAAUGAGCUCUUCUGCGCGUGUAAUCAAUUCAAUUAUGGCAGUGUAUGCCAAGUGUGAGGAGAUGAAUUGUGUGAAGAAGGUCUUUAGCAGAAUGGAUGAGAGGAACUGUAUUUCAUGGAAUGUAAUAAUAACUGGGUAUUGCCAGAAGGGUGAGAUUGAGCAGGCCCAGAAGUAUUUUGAUGCAAUGCAGGAAGAAGGAAUUGAACCUGAAUUGGUAACUUGGAACAUUAUGGUUGCCAGUUAUAAUCAGUUAGGGCAUUGUGAUAUUGCAAUGGAUUUAAUGAGGAAGAUGAAGAGUUUUGGCAUUACCCCAGAUGUAUAUACUUGGACUUCUAUGAUUUCUGGGUUUGCUCAAAAGGGAAGAAUAAAUGAUGCCUUCAAUCUGUUGAGGGAGAUGUUUUUAGCAGGGGUUGAGCCCAAUAGUGUUACAAUUGCAAGUGCAGCCUCAGCAUGUGCAUGUAUAAAAUCACUAAGCAUGGGAUCAGAAAUUCAUUCUAUUGCUGUUAAGACAGGUUUGGUCAACAAUAUUCUAGUUGGUAAUUCAUUGGUUGACGUGUAUUCCAAGUGUGGCAAUCUGAAAGCUGCUCAACGCAUUUUCGAUAUGAUGUUAGAAAGAGAUGUAUAUUCUUGGAACUCAAUUAUUGGAGGGUAUUGCCAAGCUGGUUUCUGUGGCAAAGCCUAUGAAUUAUUUAUGAAAAUGCAGGAGUCUGAUUCACCACCUAAUGUUGUUACCUGGAAUGUAAUGAUCACAGGAUUUAUGCAUAAUGGUGCUGAGGAUCAGGCGUUGGAUCUUUUUCAAAGGAUUGAGAAAGAUGGGAAAAUUAAGCCAAAUGUAGCAUCAUGGAAUUCAUUAAUUUCUGGUUUCCUGCAAAAUGGACAAAAGGACGUGGCCUUGCAGAUAUUUCGGUGGAUGCAGUUUUUCAACAUAGCUCCCAACUUAGUUACAGUGCUGACUAUCCUUCCUGUCUGUGCAAACUUAGUGGCCGGAAAGAAAGUUAAAGAAAUCCAUUGUUGUGCAGUGCGUAGAAAUUUAUUGUCUGAGCUUUCUGUAUCAAAUAUAUUCAUUGACAGUUAUGCUAAGUCUGGAAAUAUAAUGUAUUCCAGAAAAAUUUUUGAUGGAUUGUUCUCAAAAGAUAUCAUCAGUUGGAACUCUUUGCUUUCAGGUUAUGUUUUACAUGGCUGUUCAGAGGCUGCACUUGAUCUUUUUUAUCAGAUGAGGAAGGAAGGACUAAAACCAAAUAGAUUUACUUUUGCAAAUAUUAUCUCAGCUUAUGGUCAUGCUGGAAUGGUGGAUGAGGGGAAGCAUGCUUUUUCCAACAUCAGCAAAGAAUAUCAGAUUAACCCAGAUCUGGAACAUUAUUCUGCCAUGGUCUAUUUGCUUGGUCGUUCAGGCAAGCUUGCUGAAGCACUGGAGUUUAUUCAAUACAUGCCCAUUGAGCCUAAUUUCUCUGUAUGGAAUGCCUUGCUAACCGCGUGCAGAAUUCAUAGGAAUUUUGGAUUGGCAAUCCUUGCAGGAGAACGUCUUCUUGAGUUGGAACCUCAAAACAACAUGACUCAGCAUUUACUUUCACAGGCAUAUUCUUUGUGUCGGAAGUCUUGGGAAGCUCCAAAAAUGACAAAGCUCGAGAAAGAAAAUGCUGUUAAGAUACCUGUUGGGCAAAGCUGGAUUGAAAGGAAAAACAUGGUUCAUACAUUUGUUGUUGGUGAUCAGUCAAAACCAUAUUUGGACAAGCUACAUUCUUGGCUAAAACGGGUAGCUGUAAAUGUCAAGGAACAUAUUUCUGACCAUGGAGUUUGCAUUGAGGAAGAGAAGGAAAAUAUUAGUAGUGUACAUAGUGAAAAACUUGCAUUAUCUUUUGCUUUAAUAGAUUCUCAUCAGGCUCCUCAAAUUUUACGGAUUGUAAAGAAUUUGAGAAUGUGUAGAGAUUGCCAUGACAUAGCCAAAUACAUAUCGUUGGCAUAUGGGUGUGAAAUAUAUUUAAGUGAUUCAAAUUGCUUACACCAUUUUAAAGGUGGUCACUGUUCUUGUAGGGAUUAUUGGUAGACCAAAACAAUGUGAAAGAGAAUCAAUGAAUUCAGAAAUAUGUAAAUCUGUUAUAUUGUUUUAAUUGUUCUUCUUGUAAAUAAAUCUUUUGAUUACAUCUACAUGAAUAAAAUAAAGGGACAAGAUCA